CCAGCGUGGCGGCGCUGCACCUGCUGCUCUGCGCCCUGCUGCUGCGCACCUUCCUGCUGAAGUUUCCUCGCAGCUUCACUCCUGGCGAGGCGUUACUGCUGGCGCAGGGCACGUCGCUGUAUGCCGUGCAUGCCAUCGCCAUCACCUGCUCUCAGCUUCUGCCAUCCCAUCUGCUGCCGCUCAGCCUUCUCCCCCCCGCGCCACCCUCAUCGUCCUCCGUCAACCUCUUUCUCGCGCGCGCCGACGCCAGUGUGCAGGCCCUCGUGCUGGCGAUGCUGCUGCUGCCUCUGCUCUCCUCCACCGUCUCCGCGCCUGCAAGCGCCACGCGCCCAGCCCAGCACGGGGGGCGCACGGCAGCAUUCUACGCCGCGCUGCUGCUGCUGCUGGGCCACCUCGUGCCGCUCUGGCUCGCCCUCGCCGCCCACGCCACGCACGUGCCACCGCCUCCUAUGCUCUGGUGGCUGCGGGAGGUGCUGUCCAAUGGGCCGCUCUGGCUCUACUGGCUGCUGCUCCUCCUCCUCCUCCUGCCGCUUCUCUCCCGCCUUGCCCCCUCCUCCACGCGCACGCCCCACACCAUCCCCUCUGCCCCCCCCCUGUCCACUGCUUCGCCCACGCCAUCCACUGGCUUCGCUGUCCCCCCCCCGGCGGCGGUCCCCCCAGUGCCCCACGUGGUGCUGCGCAAGGCCUUCCACGUGCUCGCCCUCGCCAUGUUCCUCCCACCCAUGCUGCUGCAGCCCGCCUUCCUCCGCCUUGCCUUGGGCGUGUGCUUUGCCUUCUUCCUCCUCUUGGAAGCCAUGAGAUACCAGGGCAUUCCGCCACUCUCCGCCCCCCUGGAGGCCUUCCUUCGCCCCUUCACUGACGCCCGCGACGCCGGCCCGCUCAUUCUCAGCCACUUCUCUCUGCUGCUCGCCUGCAUGCUGCCUCUCUCCCUCACCCCGCCCGCCUUCCUCUCUUCCUCGCACUCGCCAAUCCAAGCCUGCCACGUGGCACCCUUUGCGGGGCUGCUGAGUGUCGGCAUUGGGGAUACCAUG
Molecule: messenger RNA, 1031 nt
Organism: Closterium sp. NIES-65
Lineage: Eukaryota; Viridiplantae; Streptophyta; Zygnematophyceae; Desmidiales; Closteriaceae
Source: the annotation of a GenBank genome assembly